This is a messenger RNA of Strongylus vulgaris, 292 nucleotides long. The record is from the annotation of a GenBank genome assembly. NCBI's taxonomy places the organism in Eukaryota, Metazoa, Nematoda, Chromadorea, Rhabditida, Strongylidae.
UUUAGGUAAUGGUGUGAAUGUGGAUGAAGUCGGUAGUGGAGAAAGAACUGCCCUUCGUGGAGCUGCGUGGGCUGGUCACCGCGACAUCGUCGAGCGAUUACUGAAAGCCUCAGCCAGUGUUGAUCGUAAGGACUCCGAAUCUCGGACUGCACUGAUGGCAGCAGCAUUCAUGGACCACUUUGAGAUUGUUGAACUGUUGUUGAAUCAUGGCGCUAAGAUCUCGUUUGACUACUGCCUGCUUGCAGCAUGCCGUAUGCAGAUUUUUGAGCAAGAAUAUAUGAAAUGGGAGUAA